CUGUCUCUCUCUUGGACUCCUCCACACACCUGAGUUUGAUUUUGACUUUAACAUCCUCUGUCAACUUUCUCUCACUAGAAUCAAACCAUGGCCCUGCAUAUUGGUUCAGCCCUUCCGACCCAUGUUAACUUCCAGCGCCGACGAGCCACCGUGAACUGCAACUCCUCGCCGCCGUUGAAGACUCCGGGCAAGGAUAGCUCUGAGAUGACGAGGACCCAUCUUUCGAACCUUGAGAAGGUUCUUCAGGGGCAACUUGAUGAAACCCCGGCAGGCCCGCAGCCGGGUUUCCCGGAGAAGGAGAAACAGAGCAGGAGCCGAUUUCAAGGGCUGCGGUUGAACAGGCUUUGGCCGGAGGCGAAGGCGUCAGAGGAAAUCUCUCCCCGGAAUUCGAAAAUGCUGCAAAGGCUUUUGUCCAUGUCGAAUCAACAAUAUUCCCCGAGAAACAACAUACGCAGCCGGUGGAGGGAGUACCACGGCGGAAAUGACUGGUCGGGGAUGCUUGACCCCCUCGAUGAGAAUCUCCGGCGAGAGCUUAUCCGGUACGGGGAGUUUGUUCAAGCGGCCUAUAAUUGCUUCCACUCGAGUCCCGCCACGUCAGCGGAUGAGUGCCCGUCCCGCUCGAGGAGAGUAGCAUUGCCCGACACUUCAUAUAAAGUGACGAAGGGCCUUUAUGCCACGUCGUCCGUCGGAUUGCCCGAUUGGGUAGAUGACAUGGCACCCCAUCUCGGGUGGAUGACCCAGAGGUCGAGUUGGGUCGGAUACGUGGCCGUGUGCAAUGACAAGAAGGAGAUCGAACGGAUGGGAAGGAGGGACAUAGUGAUCGCCUUACGCGGGACUGCCACGUGCCUUGAAUGGGUAGAGAAUGUUCGAGAUGUACUCGUUCCAAUUUCAGGCCAAGAUGCUCUAGAUGAGAUGCAAUCCAAAGUACAAUGUGGGUUUUUAAACUUGUACCAAACCAGUGGAGGGAAAAACAUCCCAAGUUUAGCACAAUCAGUUGUGGAUGAGAUUCAAAGAUUGAUAGAGCAGUACAAAGGGGAACCGUUGAGCAUCACGGUGACCGGACAUAGUCUGGGAGCGGCAUUGGCUCUAUUAGUAGCCGAUGAGCUAAGUACUUGCGCGCCAUAUAUGCCCCCGAUCGCAGUUUUUAGCUUUGGAGGCCCGAGAGUGGGUAACCGAGGCUUUGCCAACCGCCUCAACGCAAAAAAUGUCAAAGUAUUACGAAUAGUCAACAACCAGGACGUAAUUACAAAAGUUCCAGGCAUGUUCGUGAACGAGUCUCUAGAUAAGAAGUUACGAGAGUCGGAGGCCACAAGCGAGCUCCUAAGCAUGCUCGAUGAGAGCAUGCCGUGGGCGUACUCUCAUGUUGGUAGUGAACUUAGAGUUGACACUACAAUGUCACCAUUCUUGAAACCAAAUGCAGAUGUCGCUUGUUGUCAUGACUUGGAGGCGUAUUUGCACUUGGUGGAUGGAUUUUGGGCUUCUGAUCGUCCUUUUAGAUCGAAUGCCAAAAGGAGUCUUGUGAGGCUUGUAAAUGAACAAAGAUCUAAUAUCAAGAAAUUGUAUACAAGCAAGGCAAAGGGUUCAAGUAGCCUAAGCCUUGAUAUAGAUGAUACACAUUUUACUGCUCCUACUUAGUUUACCUAGUCCAUCUUGAGACACUAGGAAAUGUAUAUAUUCCGUUCUGUGCAAAUAGUUCUAAAGUUGACUUGAUCACCAAA
This is a messenger RNA of Cuscuta europaea, 1718 nucleotides long. NCBI's taxonomy places the organism in Eukaryota, Viridiplantae, Streptophyta, Magnoliopsida, Solanales, Convolvulaceae. The record is from the annotation of a GenBank genome assembly.